This is a messenger RNA of Cyclocybe aegerita, 765 nucleotides long. NCBI's taxonomy places the organism in Eukaryota, Fungi, Basidiomycota, Agaricomycetes, Agaricales, Hemipholiotaceae. The record is from the annotation of a GenBank genome assembly.
AUGAAGUUAUACUCUGCACUGCCGGUUGGUCUGCUCUUCGUGGUCCAAGGUCGCGGACAAGACAUAAACGACACGUCUUCGGACCCACUCCCACUUCCACAAAACUAUGGCGUCGUCCUCUUCCCAGCCUUCCAAGCCCUCGAUGUCUUCGGACCGCUUGACAUCCUGAAUCUCUUAUCCAUCUCCCAGCCUCUGAAUCUCGCGGUCCUCGCACCGACACUCGACCCAGUAUCCACCAAGCCUCGUAUGACCACCCACGCCAACAGCAACUUUAGUCAAUCCAUCAUACCUACACACACCUUCGACAACCCUCCCUCCGACCUCGAGGUGCUCAUCGUACCAGGAGGUAUCGGGACACGGGCCCCAUCUCCGGAGCUCGACGCACACGUCGCGUUCAUCAAGGAAACAUACCCGAAGCUCCGUUACCUCGUUGGCGUUUGUACAGGCGUCGGACUGAUGUCCCGCACAGGAAUUCUUGACGGAAAGAAGGCGACGGGGAACAAGAGGUCGUGGGCGUGGGUUACAGCACAGAGCAACAAGGUGCAUUGGAUCGCGCAUGCACGGUGGAUCAGGAGCGGGAACAUCUGGACUACGUCAGGCGUGGCUGCAGGAAUUGAUGGGAUGUUCGACUUUGUGAAGACGGUGUAUGGUGAGGAGGUCGCGCUGAAUUUGGCGAAUGGGCUCGAGUAUGAGAGGGAGUUGGAUUGGCAAAACGACCCGUUCGCGACACUGUACAACUUGACGGAUGUUCUGCCUGUACCCUAA